AUGGAAAAGUAUAGCGCUUACCGGGUACGUUGGUUGUUCGAUCUAUUUACGGCGCUGCGGAAUUCAAGAGUUUCAAUUCAGCCUUUCCUCACCCCAAUACCUUCACCCAGCUCCCAUUCGGCAGUCUUGUCAGCGGCUCUUUUACCAAUUCGAUAUGUAGUAGGGCUUGUUCGUCUGGCUCUCAUUUUCAUCUUGGCAAUCGUCUAUGUUCUCGUUGUUACUGUUUUUGCGGUAAUACCGCCAUUAAAACGCCCCGUAUCGUCUGCAAUUAUUCGCACAGUACUAUUCUGUUUAGGGUUUUUUUGGAUUCCAACUGAGAUGGUUUCCAAAAAACGAGGACGAAGCCAGAAAUCUACAGAUGAUUGGAAUCCUAGUGCUGGUGACUUGAUUAUCUCAAAUUGGGCUUCGUGGGUUGAGCUUUUGUGGCUUGCAUACCGAUUUGAUCCUGUUUUUGUAAUACCUAUACCAGAAUCCCCUGUUCAGAAACCGUCUUCUGUCACGUCCUCUCCAAUAUCAAGUACACCUGGACGCCGUUCAGGGAGAAGCAGCAUGCCUGGCAUUGCAUCUUCCAGUCGAACCCCCUCUUCUCAAAUUCAGAUAAUCGGUUUUACCCCGGUAUCUUUAUUCACCUUGCUUAAAGAGACGGGCAGAGCCCCUCCGUACACGUCUGUAACUGGCGCCACAACGACGCGUUCGCUGGACGAGAUACGGAAAACAUCAGGCAGACCUGUCGUUGUUUUCCCUGAAUGUACCACGAGUAACGGGCGAGGCUUGUUACGGUUCGCAGAACUGUUCAAACAAACUUCUCUUCCUGUCAAGGGAUAUGAUGUGUUCAUCAUGUGUGUCAGAUAUGAUCCACCAACCGGACACUCGCCCACAGUCACGUACUCUAUUCCUUCGUCUUCUUCCUUCAAUCCGCUUUCCCAUGUCUUCACACUGGCAUCUUCUCUGACUAUACCCGCGCUGACCAUCAGACUGCUCACUCAAUCCGAAUCGCCGAGUUCUCCUACAUUUCUGGUAAAUGAGAUUGUCGGGGUUUCUGCGCGCGAUGAUUUACUUACUGAAGCCUCCGCUGUCCUGAUCUCACAAUUGGGUAAGUUCAAGAGAAUGACAAUGGGAUGGGAGGAUAAAGUGAGAUUCUUGGAGUUUUAUGGGAGUAAAAGUACAUAG
Lentinula edodes (shiitake mushroom) is the source of this 1170-nucleotide messenger RNA. RefSeq lists its product as uncharacterized. The record is from RefSeq and is a predicted model, not a curated record. The coding region runs from base 1 to 1170 and encodes 389 amino acids. The transcript is spliced from 6 exons. NCBI's taxonomy places the organism in Eukaryota, Fungi, Basidiomycota, Agaricomycetes, Agaricales, Omphalotaceae.